Molecule: messenger RNA, 2249 nt
Organism: Punica granatum (pomegranate)
Lineage: Eukaryota; Viridiplantae; Streptophyta; Magnoliopsida; Myrtales; Lythraceae
Source: RefSeq, a predicted model, not a curated record
UUCCCGCACACGACCAUGCACCCGGUGCACGUAAGGCCAAAUGAGUAGGACCCACCGCUUUGCUCCUGGCCUCACCGCAACCGGGCGCAUGCACUUUCUCCAGGCGCCUCCUCUGUGAACUGCUUCAUCUUCAAUGCAUUUCCCAUCUCCUGGCCGAGACGACGAAGAAGAUGAGAAGAUCCCGUCAGAUUGUUUCCGCCAUGGAUUGAGGAACCGCCCGAGCUUUCCAUAGGGAGAGAAGAUUGAAUAUUCGAUGCGUUUCUGUUUCUCAUAGUAACCGAUCGUUUCGCGUUUCGGACUUGGACUGCUGCUUCUAGAGGACGAUCUGAUCGGACACGUUGACCUGUGGCGGAGUCGGAGAUCUUGUCCUGCCUUCUGUUUGUGCUCUGGUUUUUUCGGAGAAGCGGAUAGUAGAGAUGGGGUUUACUUCGGGAAUCGUCAUGGGGGCGAUCUUUGGGGUGGCGGUGAUGUUCGGAUGGAGUUACAUGAUGAGCUAUCGCAGGACCAAGCGUGUCGCUAAGGCAAUGGUUAUCAAACAACUGGCAUCCCUUAACCGAGAUGAUCUAAGGAAAAUUUGUGGUGAUAGCUUUCCUGACUGGAUAUCAUUUCCCGUAUAUGAACAGGCGAAAUGGAUGAACAAGCAACUGAGCAAACUGUGGCCAUUUGUUGCAGAUGCGGCAACAAUGGUAAUAAAAGAAUCUGUUGAACCAUUAUUGGAAGAGUAUCGACCUCCAGGGAUUACUUCACUGAAGUUUAGCAAGUUGUCGCUUGGAACUGUGGCACCAAAGAUUGAAGGUAUUCGUGUUCAAAGUCACAAAAAGGGUCAGGUCAUAAUGGAUAUUGACUUCCGAUGGGGGGGCAACCCCAGUAUUGUACUAGGAGUUAAAGCUGCAGUUGUUGCUAACCUGCCAAUUCAAUUGAAAGAUCUUCAAGUCUUCACUGUCAUUCGUGUUGUCUUCCAACUUGCUGAAGAGAUCCCCUGCAUAUCUGCGGUUGUUGUAUCACUACUUACAGAGCCGAAGCCUAAGAUAGAUUAUACUCUGAAGGCUGUUGGUGGAAGCCUAACAGCCAUUCCUGGCAUUUCCGAUAUGAUCGAUGACACUGUAAAUACAAUUGUCACAGAUAUGCUUCAAUGGCCCCACAGAAUAGUCGUUCCUCUUGGGGGUAUACCUGUAGAUACAAGCGAAUUAGAACUCAAGCCACAGGGUGAGCUUUUGGUGACAGUGGUAAGAGCUAAUGAUUUGAAGAACAUGGAAAUGAUUGGAAAAUCAGAUCCAUAUGUGGUUCUGUACGUACGGCCUCUAUUCAAGGUGAAAACGAGAGUCAUAGAAAACAACCUGAACCCAGUUUGGAAUCAAACCUUCAAUUUGAUUGCAGAAGACAAGGAGACACAGUCGAUAAUCAUUGAGGUUUUCGACAGGGACAUUGGCCAAGACAAGAAGUUGGGAACAGCCAAACUGCCCCUGAUUGAGCUUGAAGCUGAGACUGAGAAAGAGUACGAGCUGAGGUUGCUUCCAUCACUUGAUAUGAUGAAAAUAAAAGAUAAGAAAGACAGGGGAACCGUCAUGCUCAAGGUUCGAUAUCACCAUUUUAACAAUGAGGAGCAGCUAGCUGCUCUGGAAGAAGAGAAGAGGAUCCUGGAAGAGAGGAAGAAGCUGAAGGAAGCGGGAGUCAUUGGAAGCACCAUGGAUGCUCUUGACGGUGCCGCAUCACUUGUCGGUUCCGGUGUCGGGAUGGUUGGCACUGGAAUCGGUGCAGGUGUUGGGUUUGUGGGGAGUGGGCUCGGGGCAGUUGGGAGUGGCCUGAGCAAGGCAGGGAAGUUCAUGGGGCGGACAAUCACGGGACAGUCGGGCAGGAAGAGUGGAACUGCAACCCCAGUGACCAGUGAGAACGGCAGCUCGAAACCUCAUCAGCAGUAACCAAUGCUAAUACUCAGAUCUUCAUUUUCCGGAGAAAAUGGUCAGUUCGAUCCAAAUUCACUCAUCUUCAGCCUAGACAUCAUUAGAUUCUCAAUCAGACCUCGUCUUUGAUAAAUACAUGGUACAACACCAGCACCGAUACACGCCAUUUAAACUAACAUUCUGUGUUUGGAGAAUAGCUCAAGAUGACGAUCCACAGUACAUUCUAAACUUCUAAAUACAGUACAUUACGUGAAACAAUACAGGCACGGAGAUUUUCGUUUUUGUAAUUUGAUAACCGCUUAAGAGUUAUCCUGUUUAGGCACAUAACUAUCCACCUCGUUCCUGCAA